Leptopilina heterotoma is the source of this 2264-nucleotide messenger RNA. RefSeq names its product ankyrin repeat and death domain-containing protein 1A-like. Gene Ontology annotation, molecular function: protein binding. The record is from RefSeq and is a predicted model, not a curated record. Gene Ontology annotation, biological process: signal transduction. The transcript is spliced from 14 exons. Bases 253 to 1926 code for a protein of 557 amino acids. NCBI's taxonomy places the organism in Eukaryota, Metazoa, Arthropoda, Insecta, Hymenoptera, Figitidae. Gene Ontology annotation, cellular component: cytoplasm.
CAGUUCAUAUCUCACACUUCAUCCCCUAAAAAGUCGAGUCUCAAUUCUUCAUUAAUAAACAAGUAUUGGUAUUAUAAAAAAAAAAACCUUCCCCCCCCAAAAUAUAAUUUAGUGCAUCUUUCGAACGAGAACAUUAAUUAUCAUUAGCAUCAUAUGUAAAAAAUAUGCAGAAGUUCCCAAAGAAAGAAUUCCAAAAAAGAUAAUGUAAUUUCCAUAAUUUUCUUCUCUCCUCUUCUCUCCUUCUAAUUCUUUAUGAUAAAUUUUUCGAGAAAAAGAAGAAAAAUGAGUUUAAAAAAAUUAACGAAAUUAAGAAAAAAUAAAGUCCCUCCUGCAUUAAAUAUCAGGGAAUCCAUUGAGGACGAAGAACUGAAACUCAAGACUGAUAGAAAAUUAAAAAAUGAAUAUCUACUAUAUGAGGCUGUGAUAAAAAAUGAAGCGGACUCCGUUCGCAAAGUGCUCAAAGAGACUGUCGACGUAGAUACCAGAAACAAUUAUGGUCGUGCUCCCAUUCAUUUGGCAGCAUCGAAAGGAAACACGGAAAUUAUCGAAAUGCUGAUGCAGUAUAAAUGUGAUAUUGAAGUUAUAGAUAAGAAUGGAAUGCGACCGCUACACAUGGCUGCGUGGCAUGGCCAUCGGGAAGCUGUGAAAAUGCUAAUAAAUGCUGGAGCAAACGUAACGGCAGUAAAUAAGAAAGAAUGCACGCUCCUCAUGUGUGGCGCUCGAGGUGGCAGUGCAGAAGUGGUAAACUAUCUCGCCGAAGCUUUAGAGUCAUUAAAUGGGGACGCGACUGAUUGCACAGGAGCAACGGCAAUUCAUCAUGCGGCCAAUGCUGGACAUCCAUCAACAAUAACAGCUCUCUCAAAUAUUCCUGGAAUUAAAUUGGAAACUAAGGACAAGAAUGGACAAACGGCUUUGCACUGUGCGUGCUCAGGGGGCCAUUUCGAAGCCGUGGAAGUAUUGAUAGGACUUGGAGCUUACGUGGAUGCUCAAGAUAAUGAAGGAAACACACCAUUGCACGUGACUACGAGAAACAGAGAUACAGAGAUAGCUCAACUUCUUUUAAAAGUUGGCGCAAACACUGAACUCACUGACGAGAGGGGAGUUACUCCGCUUCACGUAGCUGCUAGUCAAGGAGUCAAGGGAAUACUCGAAUCGAUUAUUCAACACGGAGGUUUACUCAACAAGCAGUGCAAGAAUGGUAAUACACCACUACAUUUGGCAUGCGAAAGCAAUCAAGUUGACACCGUCGAAAUUCUUAUUAAUAAAGGCGCUGAAUUAAACAGUCUUAAUUCGAGAUUACAAUCUCCAAUACACAUAGCAGCCGAAAUGGGACACACGGAAAUCUGUAAACUCUUAUUAAAAGCAGGUGCAAAUAUUCAGCAACGAGAGAAGAGUGGAAAAACACCUCUUUACAUCGCUGCUCGAGGUAGCUUCACGGCAAUCGUCGAUAUGAUCAUCAGGACAGCAAGAUUGGAUUAUCCAACUCCGGAAGAUACGAAUUCCGACAAGGAAUUGACACCAGCGAGAAGACGUUGGCGAGAGGAUACAAGGGGAAGUAUGUCCAAUAAUAAUGGCAGUCUCCCUGAUCAUAUGCGAUCAGCUCUUUGGAAAUUGGCCCAUAAACAAUUAGAUUCCGGAGAUUGGAAAAAAUUAGCCCUCCACUGGGCCUUCAAUCACGAUCAAAUCGAUGCAAUAGAACAUCAAUACACAGGUCCUUCGAGUUACAAGGAGCACGGAUACCGGAUGCUGUUAAUCUGGGUUUCCGGUCUUCAUCCCGAGGUCAAUAUCAUGAAAGAACUACACGAAGCUCUAUGUGCAAUUGGCAGGAAGACGGCUGCUGAAUCCAUUCGCAAACAUCAGGACAAAGCAUUCGAGGAAAAGUCAAAAUCGAGCAAACAACAUUGUCAUAGAUGUACAAUAACGUAAAUACUGAAUUUCAAUUGAAAAAGAUACAUUGAUUGUUCAAAAAAGUUGAGUCUCGUUUCCUUUUUUUUUAUUCUUUUAUUUUUCAUCGAAACAAAAAAAAAUGAUGAAAAAACAAGAGAACUAUAAUAUUUGAAAUAAAAUUCUAACUAAAGGAUAAAAUUUCACAAAAGUGAAUAUUUACGCAGAAUAUUCAAAAUAUAUAUAUAUAUAUAUAUAUGUAUAUACAAUAACGUAUAUGUUGAAAUUGGGUGAGAGUUCACAAUUACCCAUCUACCCAACGGGAAGUUGCCAAUGUUAACGAUUGGUUCAAUAAUGGGCCAUGCUUGGUGCCCAAUGGU